UGAGCCAAUCCCGAUUCAUUCUGUCUUUCUGGCUUUCGACUAAUCUUUACCCGCUCUGAUUGUCUCGCAUUCCCUGUCGCGCAAGGACCACAUGUCCUUAGGUUGAACCGUGCGGCCAAGUUACGAAGAGUGUGGGUAUGAAACCAAGUCAGCGUGGCGCUUGCAAACAAGGUAUAUAUGGACUCUAAAGAGAAGGUGUUGGCGGGCCUCGAGGAGGUCGUUGCUCAAAAGCCUAAUUUCCAUUAUUCUUCUAUGGUGCUUCUUCCCUAGCUACCGCCAGGAUCUGCUGAAGCAUACGUGUCCUCGUACCCCCGAACGUGGAGCGCAUACUGAUGAUGUGCUUGUGAAGGUUCACUUCUAAUGGGUAGCAAACGUCGACAUCGACCGGAAGUCUCUAUUAGUGCCGCGUCGCCUCUCGAUGAAGAUGAUGCGACGAGGAAGGCGGUCAUGGAGAUUGUGCAAGUCUGGCUUGAUAGACUACAACUCAUCAGCAUCAUCACUACCUUCUUCGCGUCCAUUGACGGUUUGUUGCUGGGUUUCAGCUCCAACAUCGCGCAACUAGGGGUUAAGGAUGUCUUUGAGUGGGAUAACUCACUCCAGCUCAUGAUGGCAAGUUUCUCGGGUGCUCUCAUAUUUCACGUCUGUUCAGCUAUUACGUCGUUUACAGGAUCGUUCAUUCUCAUCCGGUUUAAACUUCUCGAUGCCAAACAGCAUGAACACGAGAUUGAAGUGUCGACAGGGAGCGCGCAUCCUUCAACAGCCAACCUCCCCCUCCAUACCACGUCCGAGAAAGAAAAGGCACAAGUGAAAGUGCACCGUGCGCGUAGCAACCCCAUCCCUGCUCACCUCACGAAUAACAUUGUUCCAACUCGCUCCGGCAGAACCAAGAUCGCGGAUACGGCUAACAUUUCAAACACUUCUUUGCCCCCUCACCUCUCUCGGACGCAUACAACUAACUCUUUACACAAUCUCGCAGCAGCAGCCGAGCAUUCCUUGGAUUUCCUCCCGAAUUGGAGCGAUAUAUUCAAUAGUUUCCAAGGACGUGUUUGUAUCGAUCGUGUACAUCCUUUUGCAUUCGUUUCCCCUCGUCGCAGAAAAUCUGGUUUGGAGGGUCCGGAGGGUGGCAAAGGCUCUGAGGAUCAGGAUACUAGUGGGACAGAGUUGGAUCCUCCUGUGAAGCUGUUGACACGGUGUCACAGCUUGUCUACUGUGAUGGCUGUAUGCGGUUUCGUGCUCGCUUGUGUGGGGAUCUUGGCGUUUCUAUGGACGUCACUUCCUAGGAGUGUGGGUAUCUUUGGGAGUGCUUGUCUUGGUGUUUGUCUUAUUUCUGGGGCGGUUGUUUUUAACCUCGCUUGAUCGUUCAUGUUCAUUCUGGGAUUAGUACUUCGCUGUCUUGGCUGGUCGCUGUCGUACUGCAUCGCCCUGUUUUCCUAGUACUUCUCAUAACCUCAAUACCUGUAGACACCAUACAUGCCACGCAAUAAUGUACAUCAUGUAACGUCCCAAACAUUCAAGUAGAUAAAAGUGGAUCACAGCUUUGGCUUCUCUUGGAUCGACUCCCCACCGUC
Molecule: messenger RNA, 1568 nt
Organism: Somion occarium
Lineage: Eukaryota; Fungi; Basidiomycota; Agaricomycetes; Polyporales; Cerrenaceae
Source: the annotation of a GenBank genome assembly